AUUGAUCAGCCUGAGGCCGAUCAUCGUACAAAAAGACCACCACCUUUUAGACUCCUUACAAAGAAGCAGCCGACUUCCAUUAUGUGUAUGGUCUGGCCGACUGCUGUUUGGGAGACUCGCCAACAAAGAAUACUUUCCGGAUCCGGUCGAUAUGUCCACCGCGUAUAUCAUAAGAGGGUAAGAUCAAGUAUGUGUCUCCUGUUUAACAUAACAGAGACCAUUACCUCCUGAGCACAAACGCAGCACAGUAUGGUGGCAUCUAGAUGGAGAACAGAAUCACAGCGCGAGAGGCGCCAGCGCAAUGGCGACAGGGCAAAUUCUCCACCGAACCCUUAUGGCCACAACCCCAGGAAUGGGCUGCUACCUAAUAGCCGUCCUCAGACACAGCCCCCUAGGCCACUUGGUGGUCUUGCACAGUGGCCCCGCCCGGUGGCUGCCACCGUGUCGAACAUGGUCCCUCAAGCGAGACCACAUGACGAUCUUGGAGUUGCAGCUGACCCACCGAGAACAAACAGCAAACGAGUUCGGGAGGAAGACACCGAUGACAUGGAUGUGUUGCUCACAGCAAGACUCGAGCUCAAAGACGGUCGUAAUAUCAGACGCAACGAAAACCAAGUCAAGAAGCUUAAACAACAUAAAGACAUUGCAAAAGUGACUCUGGAAGACUACAGCACGGAGCCUGCAAAAGAGAUUGCCACGUACCGCUCUAUACCCAUAAAGGGAAAAAUCAAGAGACGCAAAAAAUAGAGCCGGGACUUGGCCUGAAGAAGUUGAAGUCCCAAGAAACUCGACUCAAAGAGCUCAUACCAGUUAGAUGUCACGACAAGGCAAGCUGGAAAAACUAGGACUUAGCAAAGUACAACGGGUCGCCUUUGAAUUUACUCAGGUCCGCAGACAAGGGAUCCAGAUUGGCCGACGGCUGUUUCGCAGACAUUAGUCGCACCAUAGCU
This is a messenger RNA of Aureobasidium subglaciale EXF-2481, 950 nucleotides long. RefSeq lists its product as uncharacterized. The record is from RefSeq and is a predicted model, not a curated record. The transcript has 2 exons. The coding region runs from base 250 to 747 and encodes 165 amino acids. Lineage: Eukaryota; Fungi; Ascomycota; Dothideomycetes; Dothideales; Saccotheciaceae.